Molecule: messenger RNA, 588 nt
Organism: Alligator sinensis (Chinese alligator)
Lineage: Eukaryota; Metazoa; Chordata; Crocodylia; Alligatoridae
Gene: CD164L2
Product: CD164 molecule like 2
Exons: 6
Coding region: 1-588 (195 amino acids)
Cellular component (GO): cytoplasmic vesicle
Source: RefSeq, a predicted model, not a curated record
AUGUGCCGCUCGGCUCUGAACUUCGUGCGUGGAGGCGAGUGCUCGGAGCUGGAGACUUGUGAGAAGUGCCUCGAAGGAGCUCCCUCCCGCAACAUCACGGACUGCGCGUGGCUGCACUGCAGAGAAGCCGAGGGGCCGGGGACCGGGAGCUGCGUGAAGAAAGGGGAGCCGGCCAAGGAGAAGUGCUCCAUCUACAACGUCACCACGAUGUGUCAAGCACCGAAGUCUCCCACCGAGAAGCCUCGGCCAGUCUCCACCAAGGAGCCAGCGAUACACACGCCAGGGACGACGACAGCCCCCCCGCUGACGGGCACCCCCACCUUCCGCCCGCCCGGCUUUGACACGGCCAGCUUCAUUGGGGGCAUCGUGCUGGUGCUGAGCGUCCAGGCCGUCAUCUUCUUCGUCAUCAAGUUCCUCAAGUCCAAGGACAGCACCUACCAGACGCUGUUUGGUCUCCGUGUUGUGCUGGGGGGUCUCCCUUGUGAGGACCAGACACCGGGGCAGUGCAGCCCCCGCUCCCCAGACACCCUGGGGCUCUGUGCCUGGGACACCCCUGAUCCCAACCAGCCACCGCACGGCCCUGCCUGA